This is a messenger RNA of Fusarium subglutinans, 2181 nucleotides long. RefSeq names its product alpha-L-rhamnosidase C. Gene Ontology annotation, biological process: carbohydrate metabolic process. The coding region runs from base 1 to 2181 and encodes 726 amino acids. The transcript is spliced from 3 exons. NCBI's taxonomy places the organism in Eukaryota, Fungi, Ascomycota, Sordariomycetes, Hypocreales, Nectriaceae. The record is from RefSeq and is a predicted model, not a curated record.
AUGAUCCUCGAUUAUGGCGAGAAUUUCGAGGGCCAUCCUACUUUUGAGGUUGUCUCUGCCUAUGGCGAUACCUCAGCCUUUGAGCUCACCUAUGCAGAGUCCAAGUAUGCUUUUAGCAACUACCAGAGCGAUGGAACUCUUCCUCUGGCUGCUACCAUGGACACCUACCGUGUGAAUCGAUACAAUAUCACGAAGCGCGAGACCUUUAGCAACCGUCUUGUCCAAGGAGCUUUCCGCUACCAGAAACUAAACCUCUCUUCACAUGGAGAAUUGCGUCUUAGAAAGAUUGGCGUGAAACCAACUGUUCACACCACGCCUCUCACCAAGCUUCCCGGAGGUUUCGAAUGCUCCGAUGAGGACUUGGACCGCAUCUGGCUCACCGGCGCCAGAACCGCUCAGCUUACUGAGAUUCCCAAGGACACUAUCCCCGACUUCUGGCAGGUGUCUAAAGAAGGAUCUCUUGUUGAGAGCUCGGCGCCUCAAGCUCUGGGUAGUGCUGCGGCCGCUCAGUUGACCACCUACCGGCUCGAUUUUCAGGUCAAGCCUGUCACUGGCGAGUUCAGCUUCUCUGUUCUGUCGGACACUCUCAACGAAGCCAUUAUUGUUACCUGCGAUGUAAAGACUGGUAAGGUCACAGCAACAGGUGCUUCAAAGGCUGGCUCUAUCCCUUCUUCUGCUGAUGUCAAGGUCGGCGAGUGGAUGUCUGUGCAUGCCAAGGUGAACAUGACUGAGAUCUCUAUCCUCGUCAAUAACAAGACUGUUCUCAACUUCAGCCAGACUGACAAGUUCUUCGGUUCCUUUGUUCUCGUUGCUCCUUUUGGUCACUCCGCUUACUUCCGCAACCUCAAAGCUGCGACUCUCGACGGUAUUGAGAUCUACUCUAACAACUUAACAGACCCUAGUCUCCUGAAGGACUUCUUCAUGGGAACGAACCCCGCCGAUACUAUCGUUGAUGGCUCCAAACGCGACCGCAUUGCCUAUACUGGUGAUCUCGACGUUGCGCUUGGCUCGACCUACGCCAGCACCUACGGCAAGACUUUCGUCGAGGGCUCUCUCGACCUUCUGGGCUCUUAUCCGACAACACCCGGAUUCUUCAUCCCAACGGCUAAGAUCCAGCAGGAGCCUCUCAAGGAACUUCUCGACGUCAACAUAACGGGUCUCAUUGGCUACUCUUUCAACUUCCUCAACGCGCUCGCUAAGAACUACGAGGUUCUGGGCGACAAGGAAUUUGCGAAAGAGUGGGCGCCUCGCACUACGGCAAUGUUGGACUGGGCGCACUCCCAGUUGAAGAAUGGUCUUUUUACUCUAGACAACCCUGCGUUCACUGGAGACUGGAACUACUACGAUCCUCCCCAGACCGGAGCGAGCUCCAAGUUCAACGCGCUCUAUACCUACAGCUUGCAGCAGACUUGGGAUCUCCUUAAAGCCGCUGGCGUCAACACCACUGUUUACCAGACUCGUCUCAACAACCUGCGUAAGGCCAUUCACUCUAACCACUGGAACAAUACCCUCCAGGCUUACGUUCUGUCCAACAAGAUCACCACUGGUUUCGCUCAGGACGCCAACGCCCUCGCUAUCCUCGCUGGCAUUCCCCAGAGCCACAACAUCUCAGCCACUUCUCUGCUCUCUACUAUGAACAAGGAACUUCAGCUCAAGGCUGGACCUCUGGCUUUCAGCAACGCUACCGCCAAGUCUGGUUUCGCUCAGAAGAUCAGCCCUUACGCUUCUGCCUAUCACCUCCGCGCAGCCUUCGAGUCCGACGACGAUACUGUUGACCCCGAUGGUACACCUGGUCUAGGAAUAAUUACCUCUCUCUGCCACGGCUGGGCUUCUGGACCUACUGCUGAGCUGAGUCGACAUGCCCUCGGUGUCCAAGCUGUUGAACCUGGGUACAAGAAGUGGGAUGUGAAGCCUUUAACUCUGGGUUUGGAGUGGGCCAAGGGUCGUGUUCCCACUGAGCAUGGAAACGUUGAGGUUGAUUGGAAGUUCAAGUCUGGUCUUCUGCAGAUGACUGUUAGUGGACCCAAGAAUGGUAACACAGAAGGUACUGUCUAUCUUCCUAGACCUCUGCCUACUUCUCUUGCGAAGAGUGUAAUAAAGGUGAAUGGCAAGAUUGUCAAUGGUAGCAAGUUCACUGUACCUUGUGGACAGAAGAUCACUAUCGAGCAGACCCAAGCUUAA